This is a messenger RNA of Clunio marinus, 3632 nucleotides long. The record is from the annotation of a GenBank genome assembly. NCBI's taxonomy places the organism in Eukaryota, Metazoa, Arthropoda, Insecta, Diptera, Chironomidae.
AGUCAACAUUCAACAUUGAGAAGUGUAACAAGUUAAAAAUUACAAUCUACUUUAAUCUUUUUUCGUCGCAGAAUAAUUUUACGGGUCACAAAUUGACCAUGAAAACGAUUACGUUUGUUAUUUUUCUAUUUUCGAUAAGUUUUGCUGCAGCAGGGAGAAGUUCUUCGAGAUCAUCUUAUGGUUGGUCAUCGAGACCAUCACCAUCUUCGAGCUGGUCAAGACCGUCUCCGUCUCCAUCUUCAAGCUGGUCAAGACCUUCUCCAUCUUAUGGUUGGGCAUCAAACCCCUCUCCAUCUCCAAGCUGGUCGAAACCGUCUCCAUCGCCAAGCUGGUCGAAACCUUCUCCAUCACCUUCUUCCAUUGGUUGGAAUCUUUCACCAUCAUCAAUUUCUAAACCAUCCCCAAGCUCAAACAUUGGAUGGAAUUUUGGUAACACUGGCUCAUCGUCAAUAUCGAAACCUUCUCCAAGCUCAAACACUGGAUGGAAUUUUGGUAACACCGGAUCGUCAAUAUCGAAACCAUCUCCCAGUUCAAACAUUGGAUGGAAUUUUGGCAACACUGGCUCAUCGUCAAUAUCGAAACCUUCUCCAAGUUCAAACACUGGAUGGAAUUUUGGUAACACCGGAUCUUCAAUAUCCAGGCCCCCUUCAAGUGGAAGUUCAAGCUUUGGAAAUAUUCGAUCUCCUUCUCCAUUUCCUUCAGCACCACCUUCUUAUCCAGGACUUUCCAGUAAACCAGCUUCCAAUUUUCCACCAACUUACUCCCCAAGCUUGCAUUAUCCACCGUCUUAUAAUUCUUAUCCAUCUCAUAAUCCUGGAAUUACAUUCCACAAUCCAGGCACCAACGUGAGAUUUACUCCUUCUUAUAAUAAACGUCCAAGCUAUCAUCGCACAACGUACAGCCCUAGUUAUAGAACACCUUCGAUAUAUGCACACAAUAACUAUCCUAACCACAAUUACUACAAUUCUUAUCCAAAUUAUGGAUCUUCUUUUGGAUCAAAUGGACUUCCGGGAAAUACUUACAUUUAUAAUAAUUAUUAUGGGUCACGGAGUAGCGGUGGAUCGCCUUUCUUAACGAAUGCUUUGUUUUAUGGAGCUGGAAUGCAUCAUGGAUAUACGUGGGGAAAUCAUAAUUCGAAUCAUCGACGAUCAUGGUACGAUGAAGAUGACAGAAGAUGGAGAGCGACGACUAAAGCUCCUUAUUUCGAAAAUAAAGUUCCAGGAUCGGACAGCAUUCUUCCAGCUGCAGCUGUCGUGGGUGCUGCAACUGCUUUUGGAUUAGUCUCACUGUUGCCAUUAAAUGUGCCAGCUGAGAAGCCUUUGCUGUAUUGCAAUACGACUGAACUUUAUCAAACACAAAUAAAACUUGAAGAUGUCACCUAUUUUUGCAUGAAUAAAACUGUCAUGAUUUCAUGUCCAAAGACUUUGGAGAAUUUAACAAUUGUUGAUGAGUGCAUAAAAGGAAAUAUGGGAUUAGAGAAUUCAACUUUGCUAAACGCUUCUUUAGUUCAACAAUCAAACGAAAAUAUUUAUACGACAAAUGGAACAUUAUUCAGUCGAUAUCCAGUGGUUUGUAACUCAACAACACUCUUAAAUGGAACGAAUCUUAACGAAACAACGACAAUUUUAAAUUGCUACGAAGGUGAAAUAAAUGCUAAGUUGGCUUCAUUCAUUCCAACAACCACAACUGAAGCACCAGUGACAACAACCACUGAGAAGUCACUUUCGAUUCCUUCAAGAAUUCACGUUUUCUUCAUGAAGAUGAUUGGAAGAGGGGACGCUCUUGAGAAGAUUACAACAACUACAUUGCCCCCUCCAACGACUACCGAUGAUCCUCGACUUGCUUUGAAGGAGAACGAUACAAUUUGGGCUCCUGAAGCAAUGACCUCUGGGCCCAUAACCUGUUUUUUCUCUAAUAAGGAAAACGAUCAAAAGAUUGUUUUGAUUAAAGAGAAAACUGAAAUCAAUAAUAGCAUUACUGAGAUAAUAUAUGUUCUAACAGAAACCACAUCAACAACCAGCUCCGAAUUUUUAAAAAAAGAUAUGAAAAAUUCUCUUGAAACUUUGCCAAAUGCCACUAAAGUGGGAACAUUAGACGAGUUCAGGAAUCGAACACAACACAACAAAACUGAUGAAUUGAAUUCUGAUGUGAAUUUUCCUUUAGCAGAAUUGCUGACAAAUACAGAAAAUAUUCAAGAAUUUUCAAAUGUUACUCGUUUUGUUAAUGAGACAUUAACAGAGAUUAAUCAUCAUUUGAGAGUUAACUUCGAAUGUAAAGGAAGCAGAGCUGGAUUAUUGCUGCAUGUUGGAAGUUUUGGAAGAUCUCGACCGUCAAUGUCUUCAGGAUGGUACCAAUCAUCAGCAGGUUAUAAAUCUUCAGCUUCAGAAAGCAAAGCAGGGACGAAUAUAAAUGGAUGGAAUGGUGGAAGUGGCACCGUUCGUCCACUCCCAGCUUAUCCUGGAAUAGCGAAUCGAGUUCCGAAAACAGUUUUCACAAGUCCACCUGCUCAACCAGAUUACGCAAACAAAAAACUAACUAAUCGAAUAGUUCGUCCACGAUUAAACUAUGGAUCAACAUUCGGAUCAAAUGGACUUCUUCGUAAUACUUACAUUUACAAUAAUUAUUACGGAUCACGAAGUGCGGGUGGAUCGCCUUUCUUAACGAACGCUUUGUUUUAUGGAGCUAGAAUGAAUUAUGGAAGCCACAACUCUAAUCGUCAACGAACCUGGUAUGACGAAGACGACAAAAAGUGGAGAGCGACAACCAAAGCUCCUUACUUUGAUAAUAAAGUUCCGGGAUCUCAAAGUUACUUGCCAGCAGCUGCUGUCGUUGGUGCUGCAACUGCUUUUGGACUAGUUUCGUUACUUCCUCUUAAUGUGCCAGCAUUUAAACCUCUCAUGUAUUGCAACACAACUGAAAUUGUCCAAUCGCCAAUCAUGAUUGAAGACAAAAUUUAUUCUUGUUUCAACAAAAUGAUUUCAAUCACAAAUGCUUCUAAUGUUGAGAAGUCAGUUGUCACUGGAAAAGGUUUGAUUGAAACAGCUUUGGAAUGUGACAUGGAAAAAUCGAACGAGAAAAUAUUUUGUACAAACAAAACUUUGAUCAGUCGAUCUCCAAUGGUUUGCAAUUCCACAAAAACGCUCAACAUCACAAAUAUCAAUGAAACGAUGAAAAUUCUGAAGUGUUAUGAAGGUGAAAUUGAUUCCAUGCAUGCUUCUUUCAUUCCUACAACAGCAGCACCUCCUUCUGGAAAAAAUAAAAGAAAAGAAUUUUCUCUUCCGGAAAAACUUCAAAUUUUAUUCAUGAAGCUGAUUGGAGAUGAAAAUAAUUUGGAGAGUGAAUCAAAAAUGAAUUCAAAUGAAAAGAUGGGCAACUCUUGGAUCCCUGAAGCUCUCACGAUACCACCAGAAAAAUCCACUGCAAAGCCAACCAAAGAAGGUGAGUUUGUUCUUAUGAAGCGAAUUAGACAUACGUACACGAAUGGGACAAGAGUUGACACCCUCGUUAAAGUUGAUGAAGAGGAAGAGGCGACUUAUUAUGAAAUGGAAGCAUUGUACAAAGAUUCAAACUGGGGAUCGUGGUAUGUUAAAGUUCCUUUGGCAGAUAUAACAACCAAACCAUCUACAGUGUAG